This is a messenger RNA of Pimephales promelas (fathead minnow), 4527 nucleotides long. Lineage: Eukaryota; Metazoa; Chordata; Actinopteri; Cypriniformes; Leuciscidae. The record is from RefSeq and is a predicted model, not a curated record.
AGAAGAAGAAAAUCCCUCGAGUCAGUAGGAUACACCAUUAAGGACAACGGGGUGAUUAAAAAGUCACAUAGUCUUUCAUCAGUGUUUGAAAGUGGUAAAGAUGAUAGAAACUGCCUAAAUUAAAUCAUCGCGUCACUGAUCUUUAGCACCCGGCAGGCGGAGCACGAGCAAAAGCGAGUGUGUGUUCACUCUCACCUCACUGGCUCACGCUCACCAGCCGUGUUAUUAUAGCAGGGCAUCUCUGACUGGCCGACAGAGAGACGCGAGGUGAACCUGCAGGAGCCGCUCGCAACGGGGGGACCAUGGUCAUCAUGAAUCGCUCGCCGGAUUGCAGGACUUGAGACCUGCGGUUUAUCCGGUUUAUUCUGUACACCCAGAAUUUCCUCCACUUCCAUCAUCUGGAAUUGCUUUAACACUAGAACUAAUCAUGCUGUGGAAAACGGUACUGAUAAUUCUGUGCUGGGGCUUGACGUCCGGGGAACUCCAGGACGGGCAGCCCGGCACUCCUGCUGCUCCAGCGCGGAGAACUUUGGAUUUCGGCUCCGUCCCCUCCGGAGUUUACGAGACCGUCGCCUAUUACGAGCCAGGGGCCAUUGGGAUUUUAUUUAACAUGAUGCACGCUUUCCUCUAUGUGAUUCAGCCUAACCCAUUUCCUGAAGAUCUCGUCAUCAGAGUGGCGAAGGAUAAAUUCGGAGCCAUACAAUCCGAGUACCAGAAGGUGAUUUAUUAUGAGAUUGGUUUUGUGGUGUGUGCGGCACUGGGCCUGCUGUUCACCGUGCUGCUUCCGCUGGUGGGGCUUCUCUUUUGUUUGUGCCGCUGCUGUGAUAAUUGCGGAGGAGAGAUGCACCAGAGACAACGGAAGAACGCAGACUGCCUUAGAGGACUGCUGACCACACUGUUACUCACAACCACCUUCAUUAUCACGGCAGGGGUCCUUUGUGCAUAUGCAGCCAAUCAGAACCUGAGUUCUCAGCUGAAGAGUGUGAGGAAGCUGGUGAAGAGUAACCUAAGAGACCUGCACACCUUCGCCAAUCAGACCCCUGCACAAAUUGAUUACCUGAUCUCUCAGUAUGGCACCGUGAAGCAACAUGUGCUGUAUGACCUGGAGAAUGUAGGUCUUCUCUUGGGUGGAAGGAUACAAGAGGAGUUGGGGAAAGACGUGCAGCCCACCCUCAACUCUGCUCUCAGCAUGACUGGAAUCAAAGUGGAGAAAGCCAUUAAAGCAAUGCGAGACACCAAGGAUGCUCUAGAGAACGUGAGUUUGACCUUGGAGACUUUGCAGGAAGGAACAGUCAAACUGCAGGCUAACCUAAGCCUGGUGCGCGGAAGCCUUAGCAACGUCCUGAACGAUCCUCUCUGCAAAGAUGUGCGCUCGUCAGAGAUUUGUCGCAACAUACUUGUCACCCUUCCCAGGCUAGAAAUUGCAGCCAACUACUCAUCGUUGCCUGAUGUGACCGAACAGUUAGACAAAGUGAAUGAAGUUAUGAAGACGGAUCUCAGCCAGAUUGUGGAAAAGGGAUUUACAUCAUUCAAUGACACUCCCACCAUGGUAACAGAUCAAACCCGAAAUAUUGUUGAAGGGGUGAAGGUUCUGCUGGACGACAUUGGAUCUAACAUCACCACUUUCACCAAGCUCUUCCCGAUUCACAGUUCUCUGACCAACUUCACCAAAAUGAUUACGCACACACACUCACAGAUCGAGGACAUAUACCCACAGAUCGAUCAGAUGGAUUUCUACAGGUGGAUCUGUUGUAUUACCCUGUGCUGUAUGGUUGUGCUUAUCCUUGCCUUCAAUUUUCUGGGAUUGUUGUGUGGUAUUCUGGGAUUUGACAGGCACGCUUCUCCAACCACACGUGGAUGUGUCUCUAACACGGGAGGAAACCUGCUCAUGGCUGGUGUGGGAUUCAGCUUCCUGUUCUCUUGGGCGCUCAUGGGAGUGAUAACAGCUCUGUUCUUAGCAGGGGGGAAUCUAGAGAAGCUUGUGUGUGAACCCUUCCAAACCCGACAGCUGUUCAAGGUGUUGGAUACACCCAACCUUGUCAACUCUGGUUGGAGAAACUUCAUACCAGGAUACCUGUACAAUGACCCUGAGAUUGACCUUACUGCAUAUUCUCUUUACAGUAACUGUAAGGACAACAGAGGGAUUUACUCGGCUCUUCAUAUGGAUAAGAUCUUCAACAUCUCAGCCUUCUUUAACACCAGUAUGUACUCCAAGGAUGUGUCAAAGAAGUUUGAAGGGAUAAAGGUGGACCUGCGUGGCAUCAUUCUUCUGGAGUCAGAAGGCAAACAGAAUCUAGUCAGCUUUACUGAAACUGGCAUUAAUGAUAUUGACUUUGCUGCCUAUUUGGAGGAGGUUAAUAAAGGAGUGACUCGCGUUAAUCUAGUUGAUUUUGCCAGUCAACUUGAUGCUCAAGCUGAUCAGUUGUCUAAAGGGACCUUGCAGACUUCAUUAAAGGGACACGCUAAUACUAUAAGGCAGAUCCACAUCCAGCAAGUCAUCCCGCUGGAGCAGUCCAUGAAAUAUGUGAAAGCAAGGAGCACGCUGAAUCAGAGCAUCAGACUUCUGGAGAGGACGUCCUCGGACCUGCCUCUCAGAGUUAGGGAUGUACUAGAAGCCGUCAAUACCGCCCAGUUCCUUAUCUCCCACAAUGCAACAUUUUUGAUCAACCAGGAAACCGAGAAAUACAAGCAGACCAUCAUUGGCUAUUUCAAGCAGUAUAUGGACUGGAUCAGAACGUCUCUGGCCUUGGAGGUCGCUGCCUGUAAACCGCUCAGCAACAUUGUGGACACUGCCGAGAUCCUGGGCUGCAGUUUCCUGCUGGAUUCAAUGAACACGUUCUGGUUUGGACUGGGCUGUUCCUCAUUGUUUCUGCUCCCUAGCAUUAUCCUGUCCAUCAAGCUCGCCAAGUUCUACCGCAGAAUGGACACAGAGGAUGUCUAUGACGACAUUGAGACAAUUCCCAUGAAAACCAUCCCUACCUAUGACACUAUGACUCGAUUCCCACGGGCCUCUGCGCCCCCGCGCCAUGCCGACUGGUGACUCUGAGGAGGACGCUCUGUUUUUUAACAACAGAAAGUGCUAUUGGAAACUGGAAUUGAACCUUUGUGGACUACUCUCUCUGUGAACAGCAGGAUCAGCUCAGACGGACGACAUUAAAAAAAGGAAACUCAUAUACUUGAAGCUGGGACCUGCUGUCCAUGUGCCCAUGACAUCGAUCAAGAUGAAUUUUUAUUUGUUGUUGUUUUGGCUAUUUUGCACCCCUAUGAUUCAAGUCUUAUGGACUGUCCCCUUAAUGAGCUGUUCUCCGAUGUCACAUCAUGUCAGUCAGAGAGGCUUCAAAGUAUACGGCUGUUUUAACUACUACAUGUGUCUUUGUUUACAGUCAUAAAUCACAUGUGAUGGGCAUAACAAUGCUGCGUUUCUUUUUUCUUUGUAUAGUGCUUUUUAACAUUGUGGAGUCGAGACCACUGAGAGUCCGAAGGGAUUUUUUGUUGAAACAGAGCAAGCCAGCCACCCAUGAGCCUCAAAUAUUAAACAUAAACAAUGUGUUUAGGUGUUUAAAAAACAUGCUAAGUGCUAACUAGUGCUAAUAGAUAGAUGUUGUCAAGCAAUUUCAAGGGUGAAUGCAUUGUUGCCUUUUUCAGAUUUUUAGCUCGUGGUACAUGUAAGCCAUGCCACAAGUCGCAAGGUCUUUGAUUAGUUUUACCUAGACUAUUGAGACUGAGAACGCAAACCCACAUUUGAUACUGAUCUCUGGUUAGCCGUUUAAGAUGUCUGUAUGUGUUUAUGCUCUCUUUUGUACUUGGAAAUUUAAGAUAUGAUCCAUUUGGAUUUAGUAACAUCACAAAAAGAACUUGGUAGCUUUAUGUACUUUCACAGUUAUUAAUGAUAUUUCGGUUGCUAAUUUUGCUGACUGUACUAACAGUUGUUCUCCAACACAUUGUUGGAUUACUGUAAAUUGCUUUUUGACACCAAAUCUUGUUUCAUUGUAGGUCUCAGGUCUUAGGGCUUUUUGUUUACUUGAUAUAACCAUAUUUGUGGACAUAUGCUGAUUAUGUGAACUUAUUGUCAAGUCAGCUUUAAAGCGAGUGAAUGUACCUCAGAGACAUUUGCUGGUACGAGAGCAAGGGAAGACAACAGAGCCCCUUUACGACGACUUUUACAGAGCCUAUAACGCUGUCAUAGUCAUUGACAAUUACUCCACCAAAUAUUUCAGCUGUUUAAUCUUAGAGACAUGUCAGGUGCUACAUAUUGUUGCUCAGAUCCUUCACACAUUGUGUAUAUGACAGUGUUAUCAGGGCCUCAGGUAAAAUGUUGUACUUGAUUUAUACCCAGAAAGGUCCCUUCACCUCACAGUUUCACUGUUUUGCCAUACCACUCGUAGCAUGCGCAUACUUGGUGUUCAAGCUUGCUCAAAGAUGUUAGUUGUGGUGGGCCUGGUUGUCAGUGCCGUUGGUUUUCAAGUCCUUGUGGUUAGGCUGGCUAAAACUGUAAAAUAUUGUGAAUAAAAUUUCAGAUGAAAAUAA